Molecule: messenger RNA, 429 nt
Organism: Apaloderma vittatum (bar-tailed trogon)
Lineage: Eukaryota; Metazoa; Chordata; Aves; Trogoniformes; Trogonidae
Product: spindle and kinetochore-associated protein 1-like
Biological process (GO): cell division; chromosome segregation
Molecular function (GO): microtubule binding
Source: RefSeq, a predicted model, not a curated record
UCACCCUUUAUACGGUGGUACAACAGGCAUGGCAGCUUCAAAUUGGCGCUGUCACCCAGGAAAGGUGGGGCCUGCCAGCAGGAACUACCUUACUCCUUAUUCUCCUCCUCCGCCUUGUCCUGGCCAGCCAGCUCUGGUCACCGCAGAGGUACAAUCGAGGAUGUGGUGACCUCAGACCUGGAAGGUUUGGGCUUUCACAUCAACACAAUUUCAACUAUUAAAAAUAUUCUUUGAUUAAGAAAUAUAGGUCAAGAACCAGCCAUCAAAUCUAUGCUCUGUAAAAUCAGACAUGAGAUGAUUAACGGAGUCAUUAAAGACAUAAAUAAGGCUGUGGUGAGGAAGUAUAAGAUCUUUAAUCACCCUUUGAAAUCUAUGAAGCCAGCCAUGAGAAAUCUCUACCACAGGUUCCUGAAGAAGAGGAUACAAAAG